Molecule: messenger RNA, 2380 nt
Organism: Gadus macrocephalus (Pacific cod)
Lineage: Eukaryota; Metazoa; Chordata; Actinopteri; Gadiformes; Gadidae
Exons: 3
Coding region: 107-2380 (757 amino acids)
Molecular function (GO): nucleic acid binding; zinc ion binding
Source: RefSeq, a predicted model, not a curated record
UUAGCUGGGGUUUAUAUAGGCUAGGGGGACACUUGUAUUGUAGUUUGUUUGUUUGCUUUUGUUUGGUUUGCCAGCUAGGAGGCUCUUAAAGCGCACAAUACCCAGGAUGGUGACAGUGGAUGACGUUGUUCAGUCUCCCUCGGUGGAGCUCUUAAAUCAAUGCACCAAAGACCAAUUGCUGAACGUUGCAGAUCGUUUUGGAUUGAAAAUUGAAGCUAGUGAUAGAAGGUUAAAGGAGACAUUGUUGGAAGUUUUGAAAAGAGAGCUAUGUGGUAUAGCGGUUUCAACUGAGGAACGGGAUAAGAAAGAGGAGGCGUCUCUUUCUCCCGCAGUAGGUGCCGCAAUGGCGGUACCUUCGCCAGCAGCUAUGUCAGGGUUGACGUUCGACCAACAAAAAGAAUUAAUCAAAUUACAAACUGAUCAGGAACAACUUAGGCUAGAUAGGGAGUAUGCUAUUGAAAAAAUGAAACAGCAGACAGAACUGGCUAAGUUGCAGGUAGAGCAAAAUAGAUUGGACUUGAUACGGGAUGGUAAGAUUUCAGCGGCUGCACAAGUGUUUUCAGAACCUGCAGAACGGUCUGCAGGGGGGUUUGACAUUAGUGGCAAUCUACGUUUGGUGCCCAAGUUUUCCGAAUGUGAUCCUGAGGCAUUCUUUGCCAUGUUUGAGAGGGUGGCAGAUGUGCGUAGAUGGCCUGACUCGGCGCGCACAUUGAUGCUGCAGUGCGUCUUAACAGGCAGGGCGCAAGAGGUUUUUUCAGCUAUGAAUGCGGCUGACAGUCAAGAGUAUGCCCGUGUUAAGGCGGUGGUACUGAAGUCGUACGAGCUCGUUCCUGAGGCGUAUAGGCAGCGGUUUAGAUUUUGGAAGAAACAUGACAGACAAAGUCAUUUGGAAUUUGCACGUGAUUUGACGACGAGCUUUAACCGCUGGUGUAACGCCUCGGAGGUGGAAGAUUUCGAAGGCUUACAAGAUUUGAUGAUUUUGGAGCAGUUCAAAGGUUCUGUUCCAGCUCGUGUGGCAACAUAUAUCAGUGAGCAGAAAGCACGCAACGCAGCAGAUGCGGCGGCGCUCGCAGAUGACUUUGUCUUAACGCACCGUGGAGAGUUUAGAGCGGGCGGUGGCAAUUAUGUUGCCGCCAGUGAGUCGCAUGGCCGAUUUAAUAAAUCUCUGCCUGUCGAUUCCAGAGCUAACGCCAACAACAGUAGAGAUGAUGUGCGUGACUCGGGGAAGGUUUGCCAUCACUGUAACAAAUGGGGGCACUGGAAAAAAGAUUGCUUCUUGUUAAAUUCCCCUAAGGCGGGUCAUUGGGAACCAAAAGGGGUUGCUACGGCAGCUCCAGUUCGUCCGGUGUCCACUUGUGUUACACCUACUUUCGGUUCAAAUGAGGAUACAUCGGUUGUAGCUCUGAAUUCUUACCGUCCAUUUAUCAUGCAGGGGACUGUGUCUUUGGUGCAGGGUGGGGAAGAAGUACCGGUAACUAUUUUGAGGGACACUGGGGCUUUUGAUUCAUUCAUUCAAGCUGGUAUUCUCCCUUUGACUAAUGUUUCUGACACUGGUGAUAAGGUUCCUAUCCGGGGCUUAGACAUGAAUAUUUUGUUGGUUCCCUUGCAUAAUGUUGUCCUAAAAUGUGAACUGUUCCAGGGAGAAGCAAAGCUCGCUGUGCGCCCAGCACUGCCUAUUCCGGGUGUGACGCUGAUCCUGGGCAACGACCUGGUGGGUGCUAAGGUCUGGGCUGGGGUACCGCCGCUGCCGCCGGCAGUGGUGACCUCUGUUCCCUUGGUAACGGAGGAAGCUGAUGAAUGUGAACAUGACUUCCCAGAGGUUUUUACAGCGGGUGCGGUGACCCGUGCAAUGGCUAAGUUAAAAGAGAAAUCUCAUUUAAAUGAUUCAAUUAAGGCAAAAGUAUCUGAAAAGUUUUCGAUACCUCUUUCUGAUUUUCCAUUGUCCAUAACCCGUUCAGAUCUGGUUGCGGAACAGCAGGCUGAUGCCUAUCUGAAGGAGAUAUUUCCAUUGGUACGGCCAGAGGAGGAGCUGUUUGACAGUGCUUGUGGGUAUUUUCUGAAGGACUCAUUGUUGGUGAGAAAAUGGCUGUCACAUAAAGGAAGGUUUGUGGGUGAACCAGUGUUCCAAAUUGUGUUGCCAGAGAAACUUCGCCAGUCAGUGUUAAAAGUAGCGCAUAAUGAAUCUGGACAUGCUGGUGUGAGAAAAACUUAUGAUAGACUACUUAGGCAUUUCUUUUGGCCUCGUAUGAGGAGAGAUGUGUCAGCAUUUAUCAAAACUUGUCAUGCAUGCCAGUUAACUGACGAGCCUAAUCAAAAGUUGAGCCUGGCGCCCCUAGGCCAGUCUGUGUCCCAGGGCUCCCUGCUGAGUGUGAUGGACUGA